AUGUUCUCAGCUGUUUUGCUGUCCGGCUGCACGUCGAACGGAAUGAGCAAUAUAUAUCUGCUUUCUUUGCACUACAAUAAUCCAGAAUCUCCGAUAGUGACUGCCCCUGGGCAAGUGAGCCCGGCUAUUGCAAAUGCUGUUUUUAAUGCCUCACAAACGGGGAAUGGCACUGCUUUGGAAGUUCGUGCAGGUUACAUGGGAUUGUGUAUAGGCAAAACAGGCCCAGACCUCGACGAGACUCGUGUCUGCUCAAGUAGCGCCAAAUCAUUGGCUGCCUUUGUCCAGGCAGAGAAAAAGACAAUUGAUCUUGGGAAUGUGAGUAUCACCAUCAUACCGGAUCCGCUCAAUUUGAUCAUGAUUGCGGAGGAGUUUAGACAGAAAAUCGUGUUCGAUGGAUUGAUAUAUGUGGUUAUCGUGGCCUGCGUUAUAGCGUUUAUCCUCUUGUCAACUUUCCCAGGGUGGCAUGAAGAGAGAGAUGAGAAUGGUUCUGACGUCGAAAUCAAGCCGUUCCCUUCUCGCCCGGUAUCACAGUGCGUUCUCAUCGCACUGGUGCUCGGUUUCAGUCUUGGUAUUAUCUCUAUUCUAUGGCAGCAUAUAAAUAGUAGCUCCACUGCGUCCAUGGCUGAAAUCCUCAAUUAUGGCGCGGUGUCGGGCCAUGUUGGAGUUGGUUCAAUGGCACUUGGCUGGAUUGCAGUGAUCAUCAUUGGAAUAGUUGCCACUGCAAUGCUUGUCAUGAUCAUGAGUAUUUCUCUAAUUCGAAGGUUGACCGACGAUGAGGAGUAG
Molecule: messenger RNA, 783 nt
Organism: Penicillium cosmopolitanum
Lineage: Eukaryota; Fungi; Ascomycota; Eurotiomycetes; Eurotiales; Aspergillaceae
Product: Fig1 domain-containing protein
Exons: 2
Coding region: 1-783 (260 amino acids)
Biological process (GO): conjugation with cellular fusion
Cellular component (GO): mating projection tip; membrane
Source: RefSeq, a predicted model, not a curated record